Molecule: messenger RNA, 3153 nt
Organism: Chelonoidis abingdonii (Abingdon island giant tortoise)
Lineage: Eukaryota; Metazoa; Chordata; Testudines; Testudinidae
Source: RefSeq, a predicted model, not a curated record
UGCCCGUUUCCUUUGCAGUCAGGAGUGGGUCUGAUCUCGCCAUCGCAUUUCUGUCCAUCCAGAGGCCGAGAUUUCGGUGCAAGAAAAUAUAGGGCCUGGAUCUGGGCUUUUCCAUUACAAACUCCGCUCCCGUCGAGGCCGGCAGCCCCCGGGAGAACUGCAGACCUAGUGUCGGUCCCCAGACCCCCACGGGCUAAGAGCAGUGAUCCAGACUCCCCUGUGCCCGCUGCACCGUGCCUUUCGCCAGGCUCCUGGGAGGCAACUGCGAAGGAACCCAUCCUGCACAGCCAGCCGCAGCCCUGCUCUGCUGUCCUGUGCCCCUUGGCAGCCUGGCAUCAUGGCUGCCACUGCGCUGAAGCCCCUCAUCGCCGUGUGCCAGCUCACCUCCACGCCCGACAAGGAGCAGAACUUCACCAGCUGCUCACAGCUCAUCCGGGAGGCAGUGCAGCGUGGCGCCUGUGUAGUCUUCCUCCCCGAGGCCUUCGACUUCAUUGGCAGCGACACGCAAGAGACCCUGAGCCUGGCUGAGAGCCUGGAGGGGGCCCAGAUUCAGCGCUACGCCGGCCUGGCCAGGGAGUGUGGAGUGUGGCUGUCUCUGGGCGGCUUCCACGAGAGAGGCGAGGACUGGGCCAGCACCCGGAGGAUUUAUAACUGCCACCUGCUCCUGGACCCCACUGGGCACAUCGUGGCCACGUACAGGAAGACCCACCUCUGCGACGUGGAGCUGGAAGGGCGAGUGUCUAUGAAGGAGAGUAAGUUCACCAACCCUGGGCCUGAGAUUGUGCCGCCUGUCAGCACCCCUGCUGGGAAGGUCGGCCUCACCAUCUGCUAUGACCUGCGUUUCCCAGAAAUCUCUCUGGCGCUAACCCAGGAGGGGGCAGAGAUUCUCACCUACCCAUCAGCCUUCACGAUGACCACAGGCUCUGCCCACUGGGAGGUGCUGCUGCGAGCCCGCGCCAUCGAGACCCAGUGUUACGUGGUGGCAGCAGCUCAGACCGGGAAGAACCACGAGCGCCGCACCUCCUACGGCCACACCAUGGUGGUAGACCCCUGGGGCUCUGUGAUUGCCCAGUGCCAGGAGGGGCCAGGCCUGUGCUAUGCAGAGAUCGACCUGGGCUACCUGCGCCGCAUCCGCCGGGAGAUGCCAAUCUGCACCCACCGGCGGGCUGAUCUGUACGGCAGGGUCACUGUGCUGAAGAAACCCCUGCCUCCCUGAGGGGCUGCCCUCCCCCUAGGAAAAUCUGCCACUGCCAAUCAAGCCCUGCAAUGCUCCAUGAUCAGGAGGCAAAGCAGGGAGCAGAGACUCCUCCUGGUAUCACCCCCCUCACCCCCCCACAGACCCAGUGAUCAGUCACUGAUUCAUUUAGCAAGGGGAUGAAUGGCUGAGAUGGCCAGAGGCGCCCUCUAGGGGACAGCAUGGAACUGCAGCACAAUUCCUGCUCCAGCUGGUGCUGCCUUGUCAGGCCCUAGCGAAAACUGAGCAUUUCCCAGGGGUAAAGGGAGUAGCUCCAGCCGAGCCUCCAGCUUCUCCAGGCAGCGGCCGCCCUGUGGGAGGAGCAUUGGCUGUGGGCUCCAUCAGCAGAGCAGGCAGAGGGAAGAAACGGAACUGAGGCGGCUGCUGGUAAAACCCCAACUCGGUGGAGAGGUUCCCGAGGAGGCUGGGGCUGAGGAAGGGGUACAUGGCUGAGCUGCUGUCACAGAUCAGGUCCCCUCUCAGCAAAUGCUCGAGCUGCACCAGCUCCUGAGGUGUCCUGCCUGCUGCCCUUAACACCACUUCCUUGCCCUAAAACUGGCCCAUGGGUUCUUCCUGCCACCCUGCUGGAGGGGGGCUAAAUUCCCAGCAUGGGGAGAGAGGCCAGUGCUCUCCAGCUUGGCUAGUUCCCUGUCAUUUAUAACUAGGUAGGAAGUUCUAAGAGGGUGUGAAGUCCCUGCUACUUCUGAGCAGAUAAGGUGGGCCUGGGUCCUCCCUUGGGCCUUGGCAAAGGAUGGAUUGGCCUGGGCUACUUCACUGUUAGAGCUCAGAGGGUCCUGGAGCAGGGAGGUGCACCCUAGUUAUAGGCCCUGCAACACUGCUGAGACCUUCCCCCUCCCCAUUUCCCUUUGACACUCACAUGUGCCAAGAUUUUUAGGUGAAAAGCUCCAUGUUAGCGUGAGACCCAGGUGGCUGGUGAAAGGACAAAUGACAGUAACUGAAGUCACGGGCAGCCGAGAGGGCUGAAAAGCGGCCACAACCCUGGGGUGAAGCAAGAGAACUGGAUCAUCUUCCCCCUGUACCUCUCUCCCCCAGGCUCAGUAUCCCCUGCCUGCCAUUAUCUCCCUGCUGCAGGCAGCCAGUGCCUCCCUAGCCCUGUCCCCUAGCCCAGUGCUUCGUGGGGGCACUGUCUUGCACCUAAGCUACUGUCCCUCGUGUGUCACUUUCUUCUCUGAUUCCACUGGCCCUAUGGGGAGUGAGGCCCAAAGCCCAACAGUUUAGGAGGAAACACAUUCCCCUUUCUCAAGUGUUUAGAGCAGAAAUCCUGGCUUAUCUUCCCAGCUUGUAAUGACUUCCCUGGCCUCUUCUACAUUCCCACCAGGGAGCCUGUCUGUUCAGGCAGAUGCACCCAGAGUGACACCUUCAGGCUGGUACUUCUGCGGUGGCCCUCAGGUUUGCAUCUAGAAACCAGGGCCAAGGCUGGAUUUCUUCCUAGAAGAGCGUGAGGGUUAAGUCAAGUCAUAAUAGAGAAUUGUGAGUUGACAGGAGGGAGGGUCCAGGCCUAACCUGGCUGGGUGCAUUAGCUGAGCCAGUGCAGUUAAUCAAGGCCCCACUUACAUCAUCUACAGGCUGAUCUAACUCCAGUGAGGCAGUUCAUGCCUGUUGGAGCUAGUGGUUCAGGCCGGCUGCAGACUCCGGCAGACAUUGCUAGCUGGUUUUGGUGCUGAAUUCAGCAGGGAAGAGGGGCAUUUUCUAGCCAUGCAACCCACAGGGCCCCUGCUACUCAUGGAUCCUUUUCCCCAGCACAGCAUCUUUCACUGAAGUGCAGCUAUGACACAAUGAGGAUCGCACCUUUACGAAAGAGGGGGAACAGCAGCCCCACAGUGAGGGCAGCCAAGCACCCCAUGACCCAGCAGCAGCACGUCAGGUUAACGGCGCUCUGGGGCUUAGUUGGGAUCUGA